AUGUGUUGGAUAAUUCCAGAAGCAGCUCCGCAGUUCCUCUGCUCUUCAGUCCGAAGACAAGCCCCGCUGCUGGACCUGAGCUCGACCUCACCCCGGGAACACCGUGUGGAAGUCUGGAGACACGUAGACACUUGACUCUUUUUAGCUAAUCUUCGCUGUUCGACAGUUCGGGUCUGUUUCGACGUUAAACGCUGCGAAUUUUCUUAAAUUGAGUUAGCCUGUUAGCAGAGUGGUCAGAAUGUUGAGUGUCGCCAGAAGCGCUUCAAGGACUGUCCCGACCACGACCUGUGUCAGAAGUGUGUCCUCUUUGAUCAAGAAGGCAUGCUGGAGUGGUUUCCAGCCAGAUGCCCUCAGAGCUCUGUCCAGGAGGGACUAUGCGUCAGAGGCUGUCAAGGGUGCAGUCAUUGGCAUUGACCUGGGAACCACCAACUCCUGUGUCGCAGUCAUGGAGGGCAAACAGGCCAAGGUGUUGGAGAACGCUGAAGGGGCCAGGACGACUCCUUCAGUCGUCGCCUUUACAGCAGACGGGGAGCGUCUGGUGGGCAUGCCGGCUAAACGUCAGUCCGUCACCAACCCCCAGAACACACUGUACGCCACCAAGAGGCUGAUCGGACGUCGCUAUGACGAUGCCGAGGUCCAGAAAGACCUGAAGAACGUCCCCUACAAGAUUGUCCGUGCCUCUAAUGGUGAUGCUUGGGUGGAGGCUCAUGGGAAAAUGUACUCCCCCAGCCAGGCUGGAGCCUUUGUCCUGAUAAAGAUGAAGGAGACUGCAGAGAACUACCUGGGAACCAAAGUGAAGAACGCUGUGGUCACUGUACCAGCCUACUUCAAUGACUCUCAGAGACAGGCUACCAAAGAUGCUGGUCAGAUUGCUGGUCUGAACGUCCUGCGAGUGAUCAAUGAGCCAACAGCUGCUGCCCUCGCCUACGGCCUGGACAAAACCCAGGAUAAGAUUAUCGCUGUGUAUGAUCUGGGUGGAGGAACGUUUGAUAUCUCAGUCCUGGAGAUCCAGAAGGGAGUUUUUGAGGUGAAGUCUACCAACGGCGACACCUUCCUGGGAGGAGAGGACUUUGACCAACAUCUCCUCAAACACAUCGUCAAGGAGUUCAAGAGAGAGUCCGGUGUGGAUCUGACGAAAGACAACAUGGCUCUUCAGAGAGUCAGAGAGGCUGCUGAGAAGGCCAAGUGUGAGCUGUCCUCUUCACUGCAGACUGACAUCAACCUCCCCUACCUGACCAUGGACGCCUCCGGUCCCAAACAUCUCAACAUGAAGCUGACCCGCUCUCAGUUCGAAGGCAUCGUGGCCGACCUGAUCCGUCGCACCGUGGCCCCCUGUCAGAAGGCCAUGCAGGACGCCGAGGUGUCCAAGGGAGACAUUGGAGAGGUGCUGCUGGUCGGAGGAAUGUCCCGCAUGCCCAAGGUUCAGCAAACAGUUCAGGACCUGUUCGGCCGCGCUCCCAGCAAGUCUGUCAACCCCGACGAGGCCGUUGCCAUAGGAGCAGCCAUCCAGGGUGGCGUUUUGGCUGGUGAUGUCACAGACGUGCUGCUGUUGGAUGUGACUCCGCUGUCUCUGGGUAUCGAGACCCUGGGUGGAGUCUUCACCAAGCUCAUCAACAGGAACACCACAAUUCCCACCAAGAAGAGCCAGGUGUUCUCCACAGCGGCUGACGGACAGACUCAGGUAGAGAUCAAGGUGUGUCAGGGAGAGAGAGAGAUGGCGACGGACAACAAGGUGCUGGGUCAGUUCACUCUGGUGGGAAUCCCCCCCGCCCCCCGCGGCGUCCCUCAGAUCGAGGUCACCUUCGACAUCGACGCCAACGGCAUUGUCCACGUCUCAGCCAAGGACAAGGGCACGGGCCGAGAGCAGCAGAUUGUGAUCCAGUCUUCCGGAGGUCUCAGUAAAGACGACAUCGAGAACAUGAUCAAGAAUGCCGAGAGGUACGCAGAGGAGGACAGGAGGAGGAAGGACCGCGUGGAGGCCGUCAACAUGGCUGAGGGCAUCAUCCACGACACAGAAUCCAAGAUGGAGGAGUUCAAGGACCAGCUUCCUGCUGAUGAGUGCACCAAGCUGAAGGAGGAGAUCUCAAAGGUCAAGGAUCUUCUGGCCAACAAGGACUCAGAAACAGGAGAGAACAUCAAACAGGCGGCCACCACCCUGCAGCAGGCGUCACUCAAACUCUUUGAAAUGGCCUACAAGAAGAUGGCAGCGGAGCGCGAAGGUGGCGGCAGCAGCGGCAGCUCGGGCUCAUCAGAGGGAGAGAAGAAAGAAGGCCAGCAGUAGACCUUUGCACUUGGAUGUCUCACGUGGUUUCCAUGACAACAGAGAACUGUCGGGGUGGGGCGGGUGGAAGUCUCGAGUGACAAGUUGAAACUUAGUCAUUCUCACCGUAAUAUAUUAUUCUACUGUGUUUUGGCAGUAAAAUACUCUAGUGAAAAGAUAAACGUCAAUGUACGCUCCUCCAUGUCCUAUGAUAUCCUGUCUGUUUGUAACUUAAUUGUCUCAUAAACAAUGUAUGUUUAUUUUUACAAAGCUGUUAAUUGAGGUAGUAAAAGUUCUUUCUUUGUCUAAGACAUCAUGUAGGUUUCAUGUUUUCCUCAGCUUGUUUAUGGCUCUGAUCAGUUUGUUUGUCCCAGUUGAGUUCAGAAGCUCGUACCCUGUUUGAGCUCCCCUCAUCUACACAGUACCAUAUUGUACAGCGCUCUCACCACGUAUAGCUAACUUGUUCUAAUAGUGUGCUCAGCAGCUCUGAGGUGGGAAGUUACUGCACAGGAAUAUUUAAGACUCUAUGUCAGAAGCUUGUCAGUUCUCAGCUGUACUGAGUGCUCUCUAAAGAUUUCUACACGGAUGCAGGACUGCAGUAAUGAGCUCUUCUUAUUUCAUCAUCUUAUUCCUGAAAUCUGGUUCUGUUUCUUCUCAUGUCCUCUGACAUUUUAAACAGGCCUGAUCAGGCCAGGGGACUGCAUUCUCCUACUGAUUAAUAGGAGGCACAGAAUAUAAAUAUUGUGUGUGUGUGUGUGAGGAUGGAAUCAAGCUUUAGUUCAUUUCUCAUAUUUGAAGUGUAAGAAUGGCAGGCCUUGGUCUGUGAGAAACCCUGUGUUUCAGCUCUUUGCGUCCUCUUUUGUAGCGUUGAUCUUGUGGAGGUGGCGCUGACUCCAGCUGAACUACAAAGCAGUCGGGUGAAUCUGAAUGUUGAAAUUGAGGAUAGAAUAGAGGAUGAGGCCUAGGUUUACUUCUCAUUUCAGACAGACAGGUUGGGAUGCAACAGAGCAGUAAAGGCCUGUGGAAACGUAUGAGCCCAGCCCCGUCAUUUCCCUCCAGGAGGAAGUUUAGUUGCUGCCAUUAACUGCUCUGUGUUAUGUGAGUGUCGCUGCUUCCUGCCUGAUGGCGAUCCCAGGAGCAAAGGCAGGAGGCAGCAUAUUGAAUUGAAAUAAGGGGGGAGGCUUGUUUAUUUUGAGGGGUGUGAUUAUAUUACUGGGUUAAAAAUUGAGGGUCAUGAUAACUGUGGCUGUCUUUUCUAAUAAAAAUCUGAAAUGUGA
Messenger RNA from Morone saxatilis (striped sea-bass), 3537 nucleotides. It is a transcript of the gene hspa9, whose product is annotated as heat shock protein 9. Bases 239 to 2281 code for a protein of 680 amino acids. Gene Ontology annotation, molecular function: ATP binding; misfolded protein binding; ATP-dependent protein folding chaperone. Gene Ontology annotation, cellular component: cytoplasm; mitochondrion. The record is from RefSeq and is a predicted model, not a curated record. NCBI's taxonomy places the organism in Eukaryota, Metazoa, Chordata, Actinopteri, Moronidae. The transcript is spliced from 16 exons. Gene Ontology annotation, biological process: cellular response to unfolded protein; protein refolding.